AUGGCAAGGGCCGAAGCGCGGGGGCUGCGCGGUGGCUGCCGUCCGCCCGGGCUCCGGCUGGCGCUCGCGCUCCGGCUGGCGCUGCUGCUGGCGCGGCCGCCGUCGGGCCGAGCGGGGGCCCCCGAGGCGCAGGGGCCCGCGGCGCCCGGCACCGCAGCCCCGGCCGGGGGCGACCGCUGCCGCGGCUACUACGACGUGAUGGGCCAGUGGGACCCGCCCUUCAACUGCAGCUCGGGCGCCUACAGCUUCUGCUGCGGCACGUGCGGCUACCGCUUCUGCUGCCACGACGGGCCGCGGCGCCUCGACCAGAGCCGCUGCUCCAACUACGACACGCCGGCCUGGGUGCAGACUGGCCGGCCGCCCGCCCGCGCCCGCGACGCCGCCGCGCCCCGGGACCCGGGCCGCGAGCGCAGCCACACGGCCGUCUACGCGGUGUGUGGCGUCGCCGCGCUGCUGGUGCUGGCAGGCAUCGGGGCGCGUCUGGGCCUGGAGAGGGCGCACAGCCCGCGCGCGCGGCGCACGGUGACCAGGACACUGACAGAACUUCUGAAGCAGCCAGGCCCCCAGGUACCCCUGCCUCCACCUCUGGGCCCACCCCUGGGUAGCUGCGUCCAGGUGCAGAUGGGGGAUGGCCUCCCCCAGGGCUCCCCCCACAACAGCACAGACAAGAAACGCCUCAACAACGCGCCCCUGGGGUCGGCCACCCCGGGACCCCCGCGCGCGCCCCGGCUGCAGGGCGGCGGCAGGACGCUGCAGCCCGACUACGCCAAGUACGCCACGGUCAAGGCCGCCGCGCUCAAGGCCGCAGAGGCCGCCCCGAAGGACCUCUAUCAGCGUUUCCCCGCCCCCGAGCCGGUCCCGCGGGCCCCGCGGCCGCCCGAGGACCUGCCCGCGCUGCUCGACGCCUGCCCCUGGGCCCCGCCCGGCUACGCGCCCCCUGCCGGUCCCGCCGCGUCGGGCCACUACGCGGCCUGGACCGCCGGUCGCCCGGCCCGCCCCGCCCUCCACGGCCACCCGGUGGCGCAGGCGUCCCCGGCGCCCCGGCGGCCCGGCCACGUGCCCCGGCGCCAGUUCAGCGUGGAGAAGCUGCCCCCCAGCCUUUACGGCAGCGCGGCCCGCGGGCCCCGGCACCUGAGCACCAACAGCAAAGCCGAGGUCACUGUGUGA
Messenger RNA from Propithecus coquereli (Coquerel's sifaka), 1167 nucleotides. RefSeq names its product shisa family member 8 (gene SHISA8). The transcript is spliced from 4 exons. The record is from RefSeq and is a predicted model, not a curated record. Lineage: Eukaryota; Metazoa; Chordata; Mammalia; Primates; Indriidae. Gene Ontology annotation, cellular component: dendritic spine membrane; postsynaptic membrane; AMPA glutamate receptor complex. The coding region runs from base 1 to 1167 and encodes 388 amino acids. Gene Ontology annotation, biological process: regulation of short-term neuronal synaptic plasticity; regulation of AMPA receptor activity.